This is a messenger RNA of Grosmannia clavigera kw1407, 219 nucleotides long. RefSeq lists its product as uncharacterized. NCBI's taxonomy places the organism in Eukaryota, Fungi, Ascomycota, Sordariomycetes, Ophiostomatales, Ophiostomataceae. The record is from RefSeq and is a predicted model, not a curated record. The coding region runs from base 1 to 219 and encodes 72 amino acids. The transcript has a single exon.
AUGUCGAAACACGUCGACCUCGGGCGGAGUAUCUGCCAGAUGUUGCAGUCGACGAUGCAGCCAGAUGGUUCGAUUCUGCGUAACAAGCAAGCCACAUUUAGCAUAUCCGUGGAAGAUGCAUACGACCAUGAUAUAGUCGAGGAUGAUGUUGACCCAGAUGAUUUAUUCGACGAGAUGACUGCUAGUAUAGCAGAGAUGCGGCCAAGUAUGCCGCCGUAG